GCGCCCAUAUGCACAGAUUGCACACAUCAACAUCACUCAAAGUUUCCUUUUAACAAUUCCACUGCUUAGUGUACGCCAAUUGCCUUGACCAGCAAACAUGUGUGACGUUGGGAACGUUGAUGUUGGAAGGAAAAGUGAGGUUGCCAUGAGCAACAGUGAAUUAUCAGAGUCAAAAUUGAAAACAGAGCCCGAAACAAAAGUAGAAAAAGAUUUUUCAGGAACUAAAAGUGGUUUCAAAAACGCUCUGUCAGUGUACAUAAACAAACCACACGUAGUCAACAGGAGAUUAUGUGGUGCAAAGAUUUUAUAUCAACGAUGGUAUCCAGUUUGUGAGGAAAAUGAAGUCAGUUCUUUGUCGGAACAUUUCACCAAAGCAGACGACAUGUGUGAUGAAGGGGAGGCAACCCAUGUUAUUACUCCAGCAGACGAAGAUGUGGAUCUGGAUUCCUAUGAGGAAGGAGUUGUGAUUAUUGUGAGGGACCUCAUCCCCAGACAGAUUGAUAAAUAUCCGACACUGCGGGAACUUGUGCAUUAUGAUUGCUCAACUGAUUCAAUAUCGUUCAUUCCUGUUUGUCAUGUGCAGUCACCCCCACCACACAAGCAGGACUUGAAUGAAGAUGCCUACAAGUUCACGUACAAGACCGACGGCACAACCAGGGUGCAGCUUUCUGUGAGAUCUAACAAAGAUGCAGGUCAUGUGACCUGGAGAUGGCUGAGCGAUGUUCUGCUGCAGAAGAUUGUGAGAUGGGGUCAGGAGGAGACGCUACGGACAGCAACCUCGUCUCUUAGACUGGUGCCUGUUGACGAGUACAACAGACUGUACAAUGAUCUCAAGGUCAAAUAUGGUCAUCCAUUUGUUGAAAAGUGGCCAGAGAAGACAGACCCAAAGAAAUUUGUGUACGAGGAUGUCGCCAUAGCAACCUACCUUCUGCUGAUAUGGAAGGCGGACCGGGAGAGGAGAGGCGUGACACAGCGGCAGUCAUUUGUGGACCUUGGGUGUGGCAAUGGCCUCCUGGUGCACAUACUGGCGGCUGAAGGGCACCAUGGCCUGGGGCUGGACAUCCGGAGGAGAGGUAUCUGGGACAUGUAUGGAUCUGAAACAAGGCUCAAGGAACAGACUGUUAUUCCAUCAGCAGACAGCUUGUUUCCAACAUACGAUUGGUUGAUUGGUAACCAUAGUGAUGAGCUGACGCCAUGGAUACCUCUUAUGGCUGCAAGAUCUUCCUACAACUGCUGUUACUUUGUCCUCCCCUGCUGUCUUCAUGACUUUGACAAGAAGUUCAGUGAGAGAGAAAAGGGUACUUCCCCAUACCGGACAUACCUGAACUUUGUGAAGGAGGUGGGGGAGGUGUGUGGCUUCCAGGUGGAGGAGGACACUCUCAGGAUACCCUCAACGAAGAGGGUGUGUUUUAUCGGUCGAGGGAGAACAUACACUGAGAAAGAGGAGACCCUCCAGGACACCACACGAACACUCUACGUUCAGAACCGAUGUGUACAAGACGACCCUGAACCCAACUCUCCAGGUUCUAAAAGGCCACGGUUGGAUGUGUCCGAGUCUGGGAAGGGAUGGUCCGCCAACUUUGAACCUAGGCAGAGUGAGGAGCCAGUUCGGAAUUGUCAGAAAGUUGCCACAGCAACCAAACAGGCCAUUGUGAAGACUGUAUUUGAGAAGAUACUUGUGGCACCAGAUGGAGAGGUUGUCUCCCUUGACGAGGGAAAAUGGUGGAGAAAAGGAGGUAGCCUGCCGUUGUGCGAGGUGGCACAGCUGUUUGACAAGGACAUUCUACAACAGUUGAAGGCAGAGAGCGGAGGCCUACAAACGCUGCUCAGGAACCAUAACAGUGUUUUUCAAGUAUCUGGAGGCCGGGUUCGUCUCCGCGACUUCUCCCAAGCCAACCCCUGGAGUCAGUCCCGCAAAGCAAAGACCAAGAAACUGGCAGCAGCAGACCAUCACAAGACGUCGCUGUGCUGGUUCCAUGACAACCACCCCGACGGCUGCCCUCGCUCAGCGGACAAAUGUGACUUUGCUCACGGACAUCAAGAGCUACGAGGAAAGCCACCACUUGAAAAAUGAUGCAAUUCGUUGUUAACAUGUGUGCCAACCAAUGUCUUUCAUGAAGGGGGAAUUGUCGACCCAGGUACUGAGAUGCAAGAAUUCCAUGCCGAGUUGUGUCCUCAGAGACCAGGAUUCAUGGGUUAUAACACUGAAUGUCUAAUUGUCCUUGGUCUGCCAGCACCAUACCCAUUCUGUUUUUCACCUAAGUGGCAACAUUCAUGAUUUGGUUUGUUUGUUGUUUAAUGCUGCUCUCAGCAAUAUUACAGCUAUAUGACGGCGGUCUGUAAAUAAUCGAGUCACUAAACAAGAAAAGAGCGUUAUGGUGAUUGACACCAUGAGCAUCGAUCCAUGCAAUUGGGAUAAAAUGACAUGCAUCAACCAAGUCAGCGAGUCUGACCACCCGAUCCCGUUUGUUGCCUUUUAUGGCAAGCAUGGGUUGCUGAAGACCUAUUCUACCCCGGAUCUUCACGGGUCCAAAAUUCAUGACCACCAGUGCCUUAAGUGUCACAAAGCAGUAUAUUUAACAGCAGUGUUAAUACUCUGAAACUUCCAGGGGGCACGGGUGACCUAGUAGUCUAAGGCGCCGUUAUUUCCUGUCCAGAGUUGCAUUCCUUGGGCGAACCAGAAACCUAUGAUCGAUUAUGUUUCUAGAUUUGUCACCACCAUACCUGUGCUCGUGGGUUUCACCGAAGUGGUAAACGUCUGAGACCUGCAUCACUUCAGGCUGUCCUCCCACAUUAAGCUGACAAAUAACUGGAGUACUGUUAAAAGCAGCGUUUAACCGAACGCACUCACUCUCAGAGAUUCUUGAAGAACUUAAUUAAAGAAUUAAAGUGUAGUAUCAUGAUUAUACAUUUUAAGCAUAUGACAUGUUACUGGAUAUGUUGUUUUGACUUACUCAGUUCUUUCUAUUUAAAGUUUGCAUGAACAUUGAUCAUAAAACAAGCAAUCUGUCAAUGCGUGUGCGGGUUAUUUGUUUAAAGCUGCACUUAGCAAUAUUCCAGCUGCACAACAUCUGCCUGUAAAUAAUGGAAUCUGGACCAGACAAUCCAGUGAUUGAUGCGAGCAAUGAGGUCAGGGCAUGUUAAAACACCAUGAACCAAGUCACUGAGUCUGAGAACCCGAUCCAUUAGUAGCUGCUUAUAACCAACCAGGACCCUGUUCCACAAAGCAAUCGUAGCUCUAAGACGAUCGUAGCUCUCAUACUUUAACAUAGACUGACAACAGUCGUAGCACUACAAUCGCUUUGUGGAACGGGGCCUUGGACCAAUUAGAACCCAGAAUCCUCACAGGUUAUGCAUCAGUUGUGUUGACGAGUUAUCAUCCAUUUGUACAUACUGUAUCUGUCAAUCCAAAUGUUUCACUGAGAGAUGAGAUUCCCUGGCCAAAAAUUAUUUUAACCCUUUUGAGCAGUAUUUUGGAACUGUCUGGUUGAAAGUUUAUUAUUAAUUGUCUUAACAGAGGACCCAUGAAGAUCCAGGGUAGAAUAGGUCUUCAGCAACCCAUGCUUGCCGUAAAAGGCGACUAUGCUUGUCGUAGGAGGCGACUAACGGGAUCAGGUGGUCAGUCGCGCUGACUUGGUUUAUGCAUGUCAUCGUAUCCCAAUUGCGUGGAUCGAUGCUCAUGACGGCAAUCACUGGUCGUCGAUCCACUGGUCCAGACUCGAUUAUUUACAGACCACCGUCAUAUAGCUGGAAUAUUGCUAAGUGUGGGGUUAAACAACAAAUAAACAAACUGUCUUUACAGAAAUGUUGAAAGGGAUAAAAUAUUUUUGUAAUAGAUAUGCAAGAUUUCCAACAGUGAUCUUGAUGUGUGAUGAACAUGUGAAUCUCACGGAAAUGUUAAUGCACAAUAACAUUGUCCCUCCCCAAACUGUUUUCACUAUUUCUGGGCAACCAUUCCAAAUUGCUUGUCCUGUGUGUGUUAAUCAUAUUAUUCAAGGACGGAAACUUGGCAAGUAGUUUAUCAGGUGACAACAAACUGAUCUUUGAAGCUGAAAUGUUAUCCCAGAAAAUGUGGACCCUGAAAUGUAUACAUGGAACACCAAUCAUAACUACCAAGACCACUGUUGAAAAGGUAAUUUGGAGGACAAUACCUUCACGUGUAAUUCAAUGUACAUAAAUAUGUUAUCCUUUAA
Haliotis rufescens (red abalone) is the source of this 4193-nucleotide messenger RNA. RefSeq names its product probable tRNA (uracil-O(2)-)-methyltransferase. The transcript has 11 exons. Lineage: Eukaryota; Metazoa; Mollusca; Gastropoda; Lepetellida; Haliotidae. Gene Ontology annotation, biological process: tRNA methylation. The record is from RefSeq and is a predicted model, not a curated record. Bases 98 to 2074 code for a protein of 658 amino acids. Gene Ontology annotation, molecular function: tRNA (uridine) methyltransferase activity; metal ion binding.